GCCCAGCAGUGGAAAAUGGCGGGGAAGGUAGAGCCUUUGGCGAUGGAGCCGCCGGAAGUUGUGGAGGAGAGCGAGGAGGCCGAAGGGCAGACCAAGCCUUUGAAGGUGCCUGAAGACUUGCUGGCAAUGGUGAAAAAGCUGCACAAAGAGGGAAGCCUGGAGCCACAGACUGAAGACCUGAUUAACCGGAUUAAUGAGCUUCAGCAAGCCAAGAAGAAAUCCAGUGAGGAAGUGGGAGAAGCCCAAGCCCUCUGGGACAGCCUGCAUAGGGAACUGGACUCUUUGAAUGGAGAGAAGGCUCACCUAGAGGAGGUCUUGAGCAAAAAGCAAGAGGCGCUGGGGAUCCUCCAGCUGCACUGCCAGAGGAAAGAGAGUGGAGCUCAGAGGAAGAACAUGUUGCAGGAGUGCACGGAGCAAAUUUCUGUCCAUAACUCUCAGGUUCCAGAGAGUUGCAGACAGAGGAAGCUGGGGUUUCAGGUUGAAGAACAGCUGGAGAAUUUGAUGAGCCAGCACAAGGACCUCUGGGAGCUGCACAUGUUGAAGCAGCGACUGGCCUGGGAGAUACAUACCCUGCAGAGCAGCAAGGAGCAGCUGCUCACUGAAGAGAAACAGGCCAGGGCCAAGCUGCGCGAGGUGGAGCAGAGGCUGCGCUCGUCGCCCGAGGUCUGGGGCGCCCGGAUCCUGAACGACGGGCUGCAGACGGAGGUGGAGACACUCGGGGGGCAGGAUAUUGCCCAAACCCAUUGCACCCCAAAGGACGAGGACUGCAAAGGAGAGGCCGGCCCCGAGCGCCCCGGCGCCCACAGCGAGGACCUGGAGUCGCCCCCAGACCAAUAGGACCCGCCCCGACCCCCCCCGACCCCGGCCUUUGAUGCCCACCCAGAAAUAAAGGCGAGGAUUUCGUUCA
Messenger RNA from Hyaena hyaena (striped hyena), 907 nucleotides. It is a transcript of the gene SYCE1L, whose product is annotated as synaptonemal complex central element protein 1 like. Lineage: Eukaryota; Metazoa; Chordata; Mammalia; Carnivora; Hyaenidae. Gene Ontology annotation, biological process: synaptonemal complex assembly. Gene Ontology annotation, cellular component: synaptonemal complex. The transcript is spliced from 12 exons. The record is from RefSeq and is a predicted model, not a curated record. The coding region runs from base 16 to 837 and encodes 273 amino acids.